Molecule: messenger RNA, 2886 nt
Organism: Diaporthe citri
Lineage: Eukaryota; Fungi; Ascomycota; Sordariomycetes; Diaporthales; Diaporthaceae
Exons: 2
Coding region: 1-2886 (961 amino acids)
Biological process (GO): N-acetylglucosamine catabolic process
Molecular function (GO): N-acetylglucosamine-6-phosphate deacetylase activity
Source: RefSeq, a predicted model, not a curated record
AUGGAUGCGGAGAAGAACGGACAGUUGCCCCCGUACAGCGCUGUCGCUGGUUCGCCGGCGCAGCCACACGCAUGGCAUCAGCAGGGCCGACGGCAUGUGCGACGAUCUCGAGCAGUGCGCCUGAUGGCGCUGUCGUUCCUGGCCUUCAUUGUCUACGCACAGUGGAGGCAGAUCCCGGCUCAGCCCCCUCUCGACAGCGACGGCAGUCAUUCCGUUUCGGUCAAUGGGCUGUCUAUCUCCAAGCUGCAGGCUGACCUUGCCGUCUGCUCGAAGCUGCGCGCGACGCCCAGCGACCCAAUCGGCCUGGGCCGUGAGCGCAACGCCAGGUACAUCGAUGGCCACAAGCCCACACUCAUACGAAAUGCCACCGUCUGGGUCGGUGAGCCGGUCGAGGGCACAUCCGCCGAGGCUGCACGGGCUGGGGAGGGCUGUGAAUGGAUCAACGCGGACGUCUUCCUGGAGUAUGGCCUCAUCAAGGAAGUUGGCAAGGAUAUUGCCAUCGCAAACCUGCCCAAGGAUACCAUCAUCUGGGAUGCAAAGGGGCGACAGCUGACUGCCGGUGUCAUCGACAUGCAUAGCCACUCCGGAGUCGACUCCCUGCCGGAGUUGAAAGGCAACAGCGACGUUAAUGAGAUGUCCUCGGAUACCACGCCGUACGUCCGCUCUAUCGACGGAAUCCAGCCCACGGAUCAUCAGAUCCAAGUGAUCAAGUCCGGCGGCGUGACCACCAGCUUGGUCCUCCCCGGAUCCGGCAACAACAUCGGCGGCGAGGCAUACGUGAUCAAGCACGCCGUAGGGAAGCCCGACGGCCGCGAGGAGAUUAGUGCCGAGGACAUGCUUGCGGACCCGGACAAGAACUGGAGGUACAUGAAAAUGGCGUGCGGCGAGAACGCCAAACGGGUCUACGGCAAGGUCGGCGAGAGGGGCCCUGUGAGCAGGCUGGGCGAGUCGUGGGAGUUCCGCCACGCCUUUGAGCAGGCGGCCAAGGUCAACCGCGAGCAGGACGACUGGUGCAACGCCGCGGGUGCCUUUGGCGUGGAGAACAUGAGCUCCUACCUCCCGCAGGAGCUACAAUGGGAGUCCCUAGCCGCGGCGUUGCGAGGACAGGUGCACAUCAACACCCACUGCUACACCAUUCCAGAUCUGGAGGCCAUGGUGGAUCACACCAACGAGUUCAAGUUCCCCGUGCGGGCUUUCCACCACGCACAUCAGACGUUCCUCGUACCCGAGAUUCUCAAGCGCACGUGGGGCGGCCGGCCCCCUGCGUCAGCGAUAUUCGCUACAAACAUGUAUUACAAGGCCGAGUCUUACAUCGGAUCCGAGUAUGCUGGAAAGUUUCUGUACGAGCAAGGUCUUGCGACGGUCUAUGUCAGCGACAACCCAGUCUUGAAUGCCCAGCACGUCAUUUUUGAGGCAGCUAAAGGCUACAAGUUCGGCCUGCCAUACCAUGCUGCCUUGGCUGGUGUAACAAGCGAGCCCGCCGAUCUGCUAGGCCUCGGGAAGCGACUCGGAAAGAUCAAGCCUGGCUACGACGCGGACGUGGUCGUCUGGGACAGCGACCCGUUAAGUGUCGGAGCGACUCCCGUCCAGGUAUGGAUCGAUGGUACAAGCCAGUGGGAGGACCCAGUCGAGCUGAACAAGCCCGUCACCGCACCACUCGUGCCAGACCUGGCGCUGAACAAGACGAACGAGGAGACUGCGCAGCUCAGGGACGUCCUGUUCACUGGUGUCUCCAGUGUUCUGCUCUCCGACCACGACGAGGUCGCCGGUGCUGGAGCGACCUUCAACGUCGCCGUAUCUGGAGGAAAACUCACCUGCAUCGGAGCUUGCGAGGCGGAGCUGCGUUCCGCCACCACAGCAGGAACCAAGGUGAUCAGCCUCAAGAACGGGUACCUGACCGAUAGCUUCACCGCGUUCGGCUCAACGAUCGGCCUGAACGAGAUAGACGCCGAGUCGAGCACCGACGACGGCGACAACUCGGACGUCUUCAGCCGCGCGGCGGACGGCCUGGCCCUCGACAACAAGAAGCUGAGGGUAGCGCACGAGUUCGGCGUCACGCGGGCCAUCACGGCGCCCAAGUUCGCUGGCGGGUCCAACGCCGCGCGCCAGGGCGUCAGCGUGGGCUUCACCACCGGGGCCAGGACGGCCCUGGACGAGGGCGCCGUGUGGGCCGACGACGUCGCGGUGCACUACACGCUCAGCCUCGCGGCGAAGCGGGACAAGACACCGUCCACGUCGAGCGCGGUCGGCGCGUUCCGCCGCAAGCUGCUCGCGGCUCUCAGUUCUGCUGAAGAGAUCAAGGACCAGUACUCGGAGGAGGCGUACCUGAAGAAGGUCGUCGCGGGCGACCUGCCUCUCGUCGUCACCGUCCACAGCGCGGACGCCACCGCCUCGGUCCUAAAGGUGAAGCACGUGGUCGAGAAGGAGGGCGGCAAGCUCCGCCUGUCCAUCAUCGGCGGCGCCGAGUCGUACAUCCUCGCCGACGAGCUGGCCGCCGCGGGCGUCGGCGUCGUGCUCGCCCCGGCGGAGAGCUAUGCCACCGAGUGGGACCAGCGCCGCGCGCUCUCCGGCGCGCCCUUGACCAACGGGACGGCCAUCGACAGGCUUGUCGACGCCGGCGUGGUCACUGCCAUCGGGCUCGAGGAGGACUGGCUCGUCCGGGACCUCGCCCUGUUGGCGGGCCGGGCCUACAGGAAUGGCGAGGGCCGGCUGAGCGAGAAGGACGCCCUGGCGCUCGUCUCGGCGAAUGUGUACAAGAUCCUGGGCAUCGAGGUGCCCAAGGCGAAGGAUGGUCAUUUCAUUGUGUCUGAGGGGAGCCCGCUCGAGAUUGGAUCGAGGGUGAAGGCUGUUGGUGGCGGCCUUGGGAAUGUUUCCGUGUUUGAGUAG